This is a messenger RNA of Hibiscus syriacus, 2463 nucleotides long. Its product is annotated as phosphatidylinositol 4-phosphate 5-kinase 7-like. Gene Ontology annotation, biological process: phosphatidylinositol metabolic process. The record is from RefSeq and is a predicted model, not a curated record. Bases 92 to 2458 code for a protein of 788 amino acids. Gene Ontology annotation, molecular function: 1-phosphatidylinositol-4-phosphate 5-kinase activity; ATP binding. Lineage: Eukaryota; Viridiplantae; Streptophyta; Magnoliopsida; Malvales; Malvaceae. The transcript has 9 exons.
GUUUAAAAUUACUGCUUUACCUGUAGAUUCUGGGAAUUGUUUAUGUUUUAAUUUUAACUGUGGCAUAUUAUUUCUUAUCUUAGUUGCUUGAAUGACUUGCUUGAAGAAUCAAUUUGAUGAGGAUUCUGAAAUCGAUGCCGAACCGCCCUGUCCGGUAUCAUGCAGUGUGCAGAAUGUCGAAAGGCUUAAUAUGAAGGACUUCUCGAACGGAGAUUUCUAUGUUGGUGAUUUUAAGGAAGUUCUUCCCCAUGGAAAGGGGAAGUACACAUGGUCAGAUGGAACGGUGUAUGAGGGUGACUGGAUAGGAGGGAAAAUGACAGGUAAAGGAGCGUUGCUUUGGCCAUCGGGAGAAAAGUACAAUGGCGAUAUAUCAGGGGGUUACCUUCAUGGUUCUGGCACGCUUACAUCGACCGAUGGAUCCUUAUACAAGGGACAAUGGAGGAUGAAUAUACAACAUGGAUAUGGAAGAAAGAAGUACUCCAACUCGGAUGUUUAUGAAGGAGAAUGGAAAGAAGGAGAGCCUGAAGGUAAUGGUAGAUACUUUUGGAACAACGGAAACAAAUAUACCGGGAAUUGGAAACGUGGGAAAAUGCAUGGUAGAGGUGUUAUGGAAUGGGGAAACGGUGAUCAGUACAAUGGCUGUUGGUUAAAUGGCUUCAAACAUGGCUCCGGGAUUUAUCAGUAUGCAGACGGAGGGUACUAUUUCGGAACAUGGACCCGAGGCCUUAAAGAUGGAAAAGGAGUAUUCUAUCCUGCUGGAAGUAUCUCUCUGGGGUAUGAUAAUGGUCCUAAAAGAGGGUUAUCUCAAUGUUCUUCACUCAAUUUGGAGGAACGUGCGGUCAAGAAACCGAGUGUUAAGCGAAGUUUUUCUGAGAAGAUCUCGGUAAGUGGAGCUUUGAGUUCAGGUCGAAUAUCGCACAAGAAUUCUGAGAGUUCUAGUCAUUCUGAUUCUGCUAAAGAAUUUGUACGCCACAAUUCCUCGGGCACAUUCUCCCUUGGUUCUGAUGCUGGUCAGAGUGCGGUGCAAGAAAACGCUGCCGUAGUUUACGAGAGGGAAUACAUGCAAGGAGUUAUGAUUAAAGAGAGAGUAAGAGAUUACAUUGAAUUAUCACGGAAAGCUGAAAAGAAAACUAAACGACAUGCCAAGGAAACAGAAAAGAUUCCGUGUGUUGCCAUUUUCAAAGGCAAAAACAGCUAUCAUUUGAUGCUUAAUUUGCAACUUGGUAUAAGGUAUACCGUUGGCAAGAUAACACCAGUGCCUAAGCGUGAGGUUCGAAUUGCUGAUUUUGGAGAUCGAGCUAGAAUUACUAUGUUUUUCCCUAGAAGGGGUUCACAUUUUACACCUCCACACAAAUCUAUUGAUUUUUACUGGAAGGAUUAUUGUCCUAUGGUUUUCAGGAAUCUGAGAGAGAUGUUCAAGCUAGAUGCAGCAGAGUACAUGAUGUCCAUUUGCGGAGACGAUGGUCUAACGGAGAUUUCUUCUCCAGGGAAAAGUGGCAGUAUCUUCUAUCUGUCUCAUGAUGAUAAAUUUGUGAUCAAGACAUUGAAAAAAUCUGAACUCAAGGUUUUACUGAAGAUGCUGCCAAAAUAUUACAAUCAUGUGAAAGCCUACGAAAAUACACUCAUAACAAAAUUUUUCGGCGUCCACCAGAUAACUUUACCUGGAAGAAGAAAGGUACGCUUUGUGGUGAUGGGGAAUAUGUUUUGCACAGAACUCCGGAUUCAUCGUCGUUAUGAUCUAAAGGGAUCAACUCAUGGAAGAUGUACCGAUAAAGAAAAAAUUCAUGAAAAUACCACAUUGAAGGAUCUUGAUCUAUCAUAUGAGUUUCAUAUGGACAAAUCAUUGCAAAAAUUCCUUUUUCACCAAAUUGCUGUAGACUGUAACUUCUUGAAAUCUCAACAGAUAAUUGAUUAUAGCCUUCUACUUGGGUUGCAUUUUCGAGCUCCUGAGCAACUAAACGGUCUGCUGGAACCUCCUAACAUUGAGAUCUCACCAGCUGAUCAAGGUCUGACCACGGGAGGAGAAGUGUUAUUUCCUUCAAAAGGCUUGCUGUUGGUGGCCCACGAACCCAGUUCUGUUAACACCGAACCCGGUCCUCACAUCCGAGGAAGGCCGUUAAGGGCUUUCUCUCUCGGUGACAGAGAAGUUGAUGUUUUGGUGCCUGGUACUGGAAGGUUACAAGUACAAUUAGGAGUGAACAUGCCCGCACAAGCUAACCAAAAGCUUUCCGGGGAUAAAGCUGAUUCAGCCGAAGUUGAACUUUUCGAGGUUUAUGAUAUGGUCAUCUAUAUGGGAAUUAUUGACAUUUUACAGGAAUACAAUGUAAAGAAAAAGGCCGAGCAUGCAUACAAAUCAGUGAAAUUCGACCCCUUGUCAAUAUCGGUUGUUGAACCCGAGCUUUAUGCUCAACGUUUCAUCAAUUUCUUACAGAAAAAAGUUUUCCCAGAACAACCCUGAAAAAA